Messenger RNA from Propithecus coquereli (Coquerel's sifaka), 5536 nucleotides. RefSeq names its product collagen, type IV, alpha 3 (Goodpasture antigen) (gene COL4A3). The transcript is spliced from 52 exons. Gene Ontology annotation, molecular function: extracellular matrix structural constituent. Lineage: Eukaryota; Metazoa; Chordata; Mammalia; Primates; Indriidae. The record is from RefSeq and is a predicted model, not a curated record. Gene Ontology annotation, cellular component: basement membrane; collagen trimer. Bases 1 to 4857 code for a protein of 1618 amino acids.
AUGCGCCCCGGCACGGCGCGCGGGCCGCCGGUGCUCCUGCUGCCGCUCCUGCUGGUGCUCCUGGCGGCGGCGCCCGCGGCCAGCAAGGGCUGCGUCUGUAAAGACAAAGGCCGGUGCUUCUGCGAUGGGGCCGAAGGAGAAAAGGGGGAGAGAGGUUUUCCUGGACCCCCUGGUUCUCCUGGCCAGAAAGGAUUCCCAGGUCCUGAAGGCUUCCCUGGACCACAGGGACCCAAGGGCUCUCCGGGACUUCCAGGACUCACUGGUUCCAAAGGCGUAAGGGGAGUAACUGGAUUACCAGGAUUUUCUGGUCCUCCUGGACUUCCAGGCACUCCGGGCCAUGCUGGGCCUUAUGGACUUGCCGGGUUGCCAGGAUGCAAUGGUUCUAAGGGUGAGCAAGGGUUUCCAGGACUUCCAGGGACACGAGGCUACCCAGGGAUCCCGGGUGCUGCUGGUUUGAAAGGACAAAAGGGCACCCCUGCUAAAGGAGAAGAAAUGGAACUUAAUGCAAAAGGUGACCCCGGGUUGCCAGGGACACCAGGAUCCCAGGGUUUGCCAGGCCCUCGAGGUUUUCCUGGGCCUGUCGGCCCACCUGGCCCCCCAGGAUUCGCUGGCUUUCCAGGAGCCAUGGGACCUACAGGACCUAAGGGUCACAUGGGUGACAACAUGAUAGGACAGAAAGGAGAGCGGGGUGUGAAAGGAUUAACGGGACCCCCUGGACCGCCAGGAACAGUUAUUGUGACCUUUACUGGCCCAGAAAACAGAACGGACCUCAAGGGGGAGAAGGGAGACAAAGGCGCGAUGGGCAAACCUGGACAUCCUGGACCCACAGGACCGCCUGGAGAAUCGUACAGAUCUGAAAAGGGUGCUCCCGGAGAACCUGGCCCACAGGGAAAACCUGGAAAAGAUGGUGCCCCUGGCUUCCCUGGCAGUGAGGGAGCCAAGGGCAGCAGGGGCUUCCCUGGACUAGCCGGUGAAGACGGCAUUAAGGGAUGGAAAGGGGACAUUGGCCCUCCAGGAUUUCGUGGUCCAACAGAAUAUUAUGAUGCAUACCAGGAAAAGGGAGAUAAAGGAAUUCCAGGCCCACCAGGGCCCAGAGGAGCUCGAGGUCCACAGGGUCCUAGUGGUCCCCCUGGAGUUCCUGGAAGUCCUGGUGACAUCAUUUUUCUCAGGGGUCCACCUGGACACCAGGGACUACCAGGCUACCUAGGGGCUCCAGGAAUCCCAGGAGUUGAUGGGCCCAAAGGAGAACCGGGCCUCCCGUGCACGCAGUGCCCUGCUAUCCCGGGGCCUCCUGGCCUCCCAGGACUGCCAGGCCUACAUGGUGUAAAAGGAAUCCCAGGAGGGCAAGGUGCAGCUGGUGUGAAAGGAAGCCGGGGGUCCCCAGGAAGUGCAGGUCUUCCAGGAUUUCCAGGUUUCCCAGGUACUCGGGGUGAUCCAGGACUUAAAGGAGAAAAAGGGGAAACACCUCGGCCUGAGGGACAAGUGGGUGCCCCAGGGGAACCGGGGCUCAGAGGGCAACCCGGGAGAACGGGCUUGGACGGAAUUCCUGGAACUCCGGGAGUGAAAGGAUUACCAGGACCUAAAGGCGAACCGGCUCCACGCGGUGAGAAGAAAGACCAGGGUCCUCCAGGGUAUCCUGGCUCCCCUGGGUCCCCAGGAUCUGCAGGACCAGCUGGACCAGCUGGACCACCUGGCUACGGACCCCAGGGAGAGCCUGGUCCAAAGGGCACCCAAGGAGUUCCUGGAGCCCCUGGACCACCAGGAGAAGCCGGUCCUAGGGGAGAAUUCACUGUAUCAACACCAGUUCCAGGCCCCCCAGGACCUCCAGGGCCCCCUGGCCAUGCCGGCUCCCAAGGUCCACCCGGUAUCCCUGGAUCCAUGGGAAAGUGUGGUGAUCCUGGUCUUCCCGGGCCUGACGGUGAACCAGGAAUUUCAGGAAUUGGAUUUCCUGGGCCUCCUGGACCUAAGGGAGACCGAGGUUUUCCAGGAACAAAAGGAUCACUGGGUUGUCCUGGAAAAAUGGGAGAGCCCGGGUUGCCUGGAGAGCCAGGACCCCCAGGACCCAAGGGAGAACCAGCACUAGCCAUGCCUGGAGAACCAGGAACACCAGGUUUUCCAGGAGAAAGAGGCAAUUCUGGGGAAAAUGGAGAAAUUGGACUCCCUGGACUUCCAGGUCUCCCUGGAACUCCAGGAAAUGAAGGGCUUGAUGGACCACGAGGAGAUCCAGGGCAGCCUGGACCACCUGGAGAAAAAGGACACCCAGGAAGGUGCAUAGACGGUCCCAGGGGAGCUCCAGGACUUCCAGGAUUAAAUGGAUUGAAAGGGCAAGAAGGCAGGAGAGGUGAAACAGGGCCAAAGGGAGACCCAGGGAUUCCAGGCUUGGAUAGGUCAGGAUUUCCUGGAGCACCCGGACCACCAGGAAUGCCGGGUCAGCGAGGCGAGAUGGGACCACCUGGUCAAAAAGGAUAUCCAGGAAAUCCAGGAUUUGUAGGGCCACCAGGUGAAAAUGGAGUGGUCGGGAUGAUGGGCUAUCCUGGAGCCACUGGCCCACCGGGGCCACCUGGGAAUCCGGGCAUCCCAGGGCACAGGGGUAGCCCUGGAAUUCCAGGAGUAAAGGGCAACAGAGGACACCCAGGAGCAAAAGGGGACCCAGGAGAUAAAGGGAAUCCGGGGCCUUCUCAGAUAACCCAUUUAAAGGGGGACAAAGGAGAACCAGGUCUAAAAGGAUUUUCAGGAAAUCCAGGUGAGAAAGGAAACAGAGGCAUUCCAGGAUUGCCAGGUUUAAAAGGCCUCAAAGGACUACAUGGGCCACCAGGACCACCAGGCCCCAGAGGAGAUCUGGGCAGUAUUGGGAGUCCUGGAGAACCAGGACCACGUGGCGUGCCAGGAAACGUGGGGAACAUGGGUGUACCAGGUUCUAAAGGAAAAAGGGGAACUUUGGGAUUCCCAGGACAAGCUGGAAGACCAGGCCUCCCAGGUAUUCAUGGUCUCCAAGGAGAUAAGGGAGAGCCAGGUUAUUCAGAAGGUACAAGGCCAGGACCACGAGGACCAACGGGGGAUCCAGGAUUGCCAGGUGACAUGGGAAAGAAAGGAGAAAGAGGGCCACCUGGGCCACCUGGACAUUUGGGGCCUGCUGGACCUGAGGGAUCCCCUGGAAGUCCCGGAAGUCCUGGCCACCCAGGAAGGCCAGGUCUUGAUGGUGAUUUGGGUAAUAAAGGAAUCAAAGGCUUCCCAGGCCUUCCAGGAAUACAAGGCCUCCCAGGCCUUCCAGGAUUCCCCGGAUCUCCUGGACCAGUGGGUAUGAGAGGUAACCAAGGACACGAUGGAAUUCCUGGUCCACCUGGAGAAAAGGGGGAAACAGGUUUACUGGGGGCAUACCCAGGCCCAAGAGGGAACCCUGGUGCUCGAGGAGCCAAAGGAGACAGAGGAGUCCCAGGCUUGCCCGGCCCCCCGGGCAGGAAAGGGGCAGUGGGCGAUGUGGGGCCUCCAGGGCCCAUUGGCAUCAAAGGACUCCCAGGGCCGCCAGGUUUUCCUGGUGCCAUCAUCCCUGGCCAAAAAGGAAAUCGAGGUCCACCAGGCUCAAGAGGAAACCCAGGUGAGCCAGGUCCUCCUGGACCUCCGGGGAGUCAUGUAAAAGGCAUAAAAGGAGAAAAGGGAUUUAUGGGCCAGCCUGGCCGAAAAGGUCUACCUGGAACUGAAGGAGACAGAGGGCCACCAGGUCAUUUAGGAAUCCCACCUAAAAUUCCACUUGGGCCAUCCGGCCACCCUGCCUUCUCUGGGAUCACAGGUGUGAAAGGAGAGAAGGGUAAUCCAGGAUUUCCAGGAGCAACUGGGCCUCCAGGGCCAGUUGGACCAGAAGGACCACCUGGUGUACGUGGAGACCCUGGCACACUUACGAUCAUCUCCCUUCCAGGAAGUCCAGGGCCACCUGGCCCACCUGGAGAACCAGGGAUGCAAGGAGAACCUGGGCCACCAGGGCCACCUGGAAACCUAGGACCUUGUGGACCAAGAGGUAAACCAGGCAAGGAUGGAAAACCAGGAACUCCUGGACCAGUUGGAGAAAAAGGCAACAAAGGUUCUAAAGGAGAGCAAGGACCACCUGGAUUAGAUGGAUUACCAGGUUUGAAAGGAAAACCUGGAGACAUUGGAUCACCUGCAACCAGAACAACAACGAGAGGCUUUGUCUUCACCCGACAUAGUCAAACAACAGUGAUUCCUUCAUGUCCAGAAGGGACGGAGCCACUGUACAGUGGGUUUUCCCUUCUUUUUAUACAAGGAAAUGAAAGAGCCCACGGACAAGACCUUGGAACUCUUGGCAGCUGCCUGCAGCGAUUUACCACAAUGCCAUUCUUAUUCUGUAACAUCAACAAUGUAUGUAGCUUCGCAUCUCGAAAUGAUUAUUCAUACUGGCUGUCAACACCAGCUCUGAUGCCAAUGGACAUGGCUCCGAUUACCGGCAGGGCCCUGGAGCCUUAUAUUAGCAGAUGCACUGUCUGCGAAGGUCCUGCGAUUGCCAUAGCCGUUCACAGCCAAACCACUGAUAUUCCCCCAUGUCCCCAAGGCUGGAUUUCUCUCUGGCAAGGAUUUUCUUUCAUCAUGUUCACAAGCGCAGGUUCUGAGGGCGCUGGGCAAGCACUGUCAUCCCCUGGCUCCUGCUUAGAAGAAUUCCGAGCCAGUCCAUUUCUAGAAUGUCAUGGAAGAGGAACAUGCAACUACUAUUCAAAUUCCUACAGUUUCUGGCUGGCUUCAUUAAACCCAGAAAGAAUGUUCAGAAAGCCUAUUCCAUCAACUGUGAAAGCUGGGGAAUUAGAAAAAAUAAUAAGUCGCUGUCGGGUGUGCAUGAAGAAAAGACAUUGAAGAAAUCCAAGAAAACCGUACUAUUUUUCAUCCUAAAAGAACAAAGUAAUGACUCGGGACAUGCUUUUAUUUAGAUAUUUUUCUCUAACCAAACAACAUUGCUCUAUGAUGGCUUAGUACAAAUUUUCAAUCUGUUUCCCCACACAACAAAGCAUUUCUUUUAAGUUAGCUCUGUGAUCUUGGUCUCUAAAUCUGUGCUAUUUCAAAGUUCCCUGUAGCAAGGCAGCAACUUUUCACAAAAUAUUAUUGAAAGCGUAUUCCACUUGUAUCCAAUGCACUAUCAAAAUGGUGACCAUGUAAAGUUUGAAUGCUACAAGUUAAGAAAUACUUGGUUCACUGGAUUCCCAACAUUUGUCCUCUUCUCUUCCAGUCUUUGAGACUCAGGGAGACUAAAUCAGUCUUAGAUUGCCCAGCCACCCCUUCCUGAAACAUUCGACCCUGGGUAGAGAAGGAAAUGGGGGCGUGUGGAAUACUGAGGCAUCAUGAAUAGAACUGGACUUUCAUACCUGUUGAGUAACCUAAGGCCUGAGGGAACACAGAACUGAACUGAGGUUCACGGAUUUUCCAGGACUCUUUCAAACAUACCCAAGGCUAAAGGCAAAAGAGGGGUCCCUGAAUGGAACCAUCAUAGCCUUGGAAAUACUAUAUGGUUUUGUUUUGUAUUUUUUAAAGAAAUUUU